Molecule: messenger RNA, 5278 nt
Organism: Limulus polyphemus (Atlantic horseshoe crab)
Lineage: Eukaryota; Metazoa; Arthropoda; Merostomata; Xiphosura; Limulidae
Product: activating signal cointegrator 1-like
Exons: 11
Coding region: 293-1960 (555 amino acids)
Biological process (GO): regulation of DNA-templated transcription
Cellular component (GO): nucleus
Molecular function (GO): zinc ion binding
Source: RefSeq, a predicted model, not a curated record
AUCAUUCAGUAGGAUUCCCAUAUUUGAAAGACCAGAAAAACAAAAUUGUGCAGAACUUUAGAUUUUGCAUCAUUAUAACUAUUGAAAUGUAAUUAAAUAGAUUGGUAUAAAUUUACUAAAGUUAGGAAGAUUAUGUGAAGAUACCACUCUUCCUGCUUACGAUUUAAAUUUAUCAUGUAGGAUCUUAAAAAAUGCUCCUAUCCAAAUUUCAGUGAAUAAAAAACGAUACAUUUUUGGAAUAGUAACAACUGGUGAACAAUAAGGAUUUUAUUAUCAUUAAAUAUCAACCAAAAUGUCAUCAGCAUUAAUUGAAUGGUGCUGUUCAGAGCUCUCGAAACUACUAGGUUUUCCAGCAACUGAAGACUUUGCAAGGUAUAUUUUAAAUAUUGAAAAUCAGAAUGACUUGGAAGAAUAUCUGUCAGACAUUUUGGAUCCAACCAUUUCUAGCCACAAAUGUUUCAUCAAAGAAUUACUUUUGCAGUGGAAGCAAGGCAGAAACAAAGACUCUCCAUCUCAAGUAAAAGUAUACAUGAAACCAGAUACAGGAGAAGACUAUGUAAAGGGUGAAAAAAAGUGUAAAUCUUCAAAGAAAAAAGGACUAUUAGAAAAAAAUUCAAACAAUCAGAGUUUAGAAAAUGACACUCCAAGCAAAGCUAUUCACUUGGAAACAUCACCUGAGCCACAAAGUUUGAAAAAGAAAAAGAAGUUUGUGUCACUUUACAGUAAGGAGGGUCAGCUUAAGGACAUAAUUAUUUUACCAGGAAGACACCCAUGUCAGUGUGAAGCCUCAAAACAUAAACUGGUCAACAACUGCUUAAAAUGUGGACGUAUUGUCUGUGAACAAGAAGGUUCCGGCCCGUGUUUCACGUGUGGAAGUCUGGUUUGUUCAAAAGAGGAACAAGAAAUAAUACAGCGUGGGUCUAGAAAGAGUGAGAAACUACUUCAGAAGUUGAUGGGAGAAAGUUAUGAUGGACAAGAUAAAGCUGUGCAGAAAAGUGGAUACGAUGCUGCUGUUGAACAGAAGAACAGAUUGUUGGAAUAUGAUAAAAAUAGUGAAAAGCGAACAAGAGUCAUUGAUGAUGAAAGUGAUUACUUUGCUGUGGAAUCCAAUAAAUGGCUUACAAAAGAGGAACGAGCCAAGAUGUCACAAAAACAGAAAGAACUUCAUGCAAGGCGACAUGUUUCACGACUGAAUCAGAAAAUUACUUUAGAUUUUGCUGGUCGUAGAGUUCUAGAACAGAGUGAUGAAGUUGAUUUCCAAAAAGAAAUUGAUGACGAGUUUGUUCAAGCUGCUAAUUUUAGUUCCAGAAUAUGUGAAGAAGAUAGGAUAAGUGAUUCAAUGAACAAUCUAAAUGUUGAUCCUCAUAUUUCAGUUUCUCCUCCUGUUUAUGAAGAUUCGGGUAGUCAUGUUUUCCACAUUAAAGAAAACAGCAAAAGACAACAAACAAACUUUAACAGCCUGAAAAAAAACCUUCGGAUCCAAGAUCGAGAGCUUCAGGAGAUGUCUGAUGAUGGAAAGUGUUUAAGCAUGCACCAGCCUUGGGCUUCCUUGCUGAUCAUGGGAAUCAAAAAACAUGAAGGAAGAACUUGGUACACACCUUAUAGAGGUCGACUGUGGAUUCAUUCAGCCAGCAAAGUGCCAUCUCAUCAAGAGAUCACAGAGACAGAGCAAAUAUACCGUAUCUUAGAAUGUGAUGAUUUUAUCAAAUUUCCAGAGCAGUAUCCUACUGGAUGUCUGCUAGGAUGUGUGGACUUGACAGAAUGUCUUCCUCAAGAACAAUACAGAGAACAGUAUCCUGAUGGGGAGUCUGGAUCACCAUACGUGUUUAUCUGUGAAAACCCUCAAGAACUGUUGGUGAAGUUUCCAAUGAAGGGAAAACAUAAGAUAUUUCAGUUGGACUCCCGUAUUCAUGAAGCUGCUAAGAAAACCCUUCGAAAGCCAACCAGUCAUAAAGGAUGAUAGUAUUAUUAUAUAUAUAUAUAUAUAUAUACUCGUGUGUUUGCAUAUUCCUAAUUCAUCACCAAAUUAUUACUACAUGUUUAGUUGUUUCAUUUUACUAAAAUUAUGAUGAAAUACGUAUUUUAAAUCCUUAUAUUUGAAAAGUAACAACAGGUAUUGUGAAGCUAAUUAUUCCAAAUAUAUGGAAUGUCAUGUUAAUUAUAGUAAACUUUACAAUAAACUUGUAAAGUAUACAAGUAGAGACAUCAGACUUUUAUCAAAGCUUAUAUUUCUUUGAUUUCACAAUUUGCUGUAUGUGAUAAUUAGCUUUACUCUAGAACUCGGUACUUUUUGGCCAUCUUUGGUUUCAUUGGACAUAAUCAGUCUACAAUUUUCCACAGUUGAGUUUAAAAGAACUUUUGCUUUUUUAGAACAUCAGUUAUUUGAAUUAUCUUGUUUACACUUCCAAGGGAAAUUCAUACUUCGAAUUUGAUCUUGGAUUACUUUGGUGACAAACUGUUUAACUUUCUUCACUACCUGCAUUCUACAACUAGUAAUCAAUUGGGGUAAGCCUGUGGAAUAAUGCCGUCCCUUAUUUGACUGUCAUGGUUCAACACCACAGUUACCGUUUUCUUCAAAAUAAUUUUGCAAGUUGUAUGCUUUUAUACCUAUGGAACAGGAGAAUCUCAUAUCAGAAAGCCCUGUAAUGUAUUCCUCUCAGAAGGGGAUAUAUCAUAUGAAUUGCAACAAAAGUGCUUAUAAAAUGUAUAGCCACAGGCCGUGGAGAUGUCCAGUGGUAAACUGAUUUGAUAUGCAAAUUGUAACCAUAGAUUGUGAAAAACUCUUUGAUAUUGGACCAUUUCAUCAGGUUAUGAUUCUUGGUAUCGCAGAAUUUGAACACAGGGUAGUUCAAGAUUUAAAAAAAAAUGAUUUCCAUUAACUUAAUAUAUUAUUCCAAAAUGGCAGUUUCCAUUAGGUAUUGUUAUAUGAUACUUGGAGAACACACGUGAUGAUAACAAAGGAACUUGGUAAAUCAAGAUCUUUCUUCAUCUUGAUCAAGAUAAGCACCCUUUCUGGAAGUUAUUGAGUUGUUGUUCCUUUAAAGAUGAUGUAACAUGUAAAAAUUAAAAGUUGAUAUUAUAACUUUCUGUGAGUAUAAUGAGUUUUAUCAUCUGAUCUACAUAACCAAAAGGGUAAAGAAAUAUGCUGAGUUCCAGAACAUAAUCAAAUGUGUUUUGGGAGUUGGGAAAUUCUACUUCUCUGAGUAGAAAAAAAGCUGACACCAAGUUAAACCUUCAAGAUAUAUUUAUGGGUGUGUUUGGUAAUUACGUGUUGUAUCCAUCGGGUCUUACAUAAUAAUUUUAUAAAGUUUUGUAUUAGCCAUAUAUAUUUUAUGUGCAUGUUAAAAUUUCGUGGAAAUUUCAAUCAGACUGAAAUUAUCAAGUGAUAAGGAAACUGAAACAGUAUACGUUGUAUAUGUUUAAAUGUUGCAAUCGUUAAUUGCAUCAAAACCUGCAAUAUUUGUUUUGUUUGAGUCAGCGUGAGAUUCUUGUAUAUGUGGUGAUAUUAAUGUUUCUCAACGUGCCGAUUAGAACUGUUUGUGGACCAUAUCUUCAUCUGUAGGACACUACUGAGGAUAUAUAUGUGUACACAUACAUAAAUAUACUUUCAGGAACCAUCAUGAUACCAUACCAAUGAUUACCAGAAGAUGGGGUAGAUACAGUCUUUAUUUGUCAGUGAUAAAAAGCAUUUGAUAAAAUGUAAUUCUGCCACGUAAGGUGUGUAGCUCAUAACUUAUCGAUAUUAUUUGUUUACAUUUGUAAUCACUAAGGCUUAGUGCAGAUAACGUAAAAUUCUCGGGACAAGUUUGAGUAAAAUUCGAUGUAAUUCUUAAUAGAUUAAAGUACGUGAUUUAAGAGAAAUGUUUGUUUUUAUGGUGUUCUACACGGUCAUAAAGUGGAAGAAAACCUGUUUGAUUAGAAAGUUGUAAACAAAUAAUUCUCAUGACUGAGUGUUAAAACCUUUCCAGCAGUUUGGCGGUAAUAUGUAAAAAAAAAGAUAGUUGGUGUAGCUUUCGGGUGAGGGGAUAGUUUUUAAAAUAAUAAUCAUAUAAAGUAUAGUUCCGCUUCAACCUGUUUCUUACCAGUGUAUCGCGUAGUUUUAAAACGUACUCUGUUCUUCAAAAGGAGUCGAAAUGACAAAUGAGUGAUGCAAAGCCACAAAAACAUACCAUAUAUGGAAAGCAACCUAGGCCUGUCCUGUAAUAAACCGAAGAAACCUUACAAUGUACGUCACGCCACAUAAUUACGUAAAGGCUUGCCGUAAUAGUACUUCUAAGACAACAUGACUCUACUUUUUAAGCUUCCAAGACUUACAACUGUUCAACAACUAAAACAAAAUUUUACUUCAUCUACCAGUAAAACAAGAUUAAACGUCUGAAGUUGUAUAAUCUUAUUUAACUUUCUUAUUUUGAAAUCACUGUCUUCGUUUGGGCGAAAUUUUGUUACGUUUGAUAAAGUAUUUGCAGUAAGUACAAAUUAGUAGUUUAUAAUGAACGAUUCUUUACGUUAAAUGUAAUAAUAUGUGAAACAUUAUUAAAAUGAUUAUGAAGCACUACCGUAAGUUGAUACCAUUAUGUAUCUAUGACCUACUUAUUGUAAUGCAUUGUUUUGCUUUAUCGUUAUGAAAAAUUCCAUCUUAUUUAAUUUAAAAAGUACCACGAAAAUAAAUCGGUUCCAUCCCUGUAUCUCAAAGAAAUCUGUAAAAAUCCAAGAUAUUUUUAAAAGUUAAAAGUAGAUCGUGUUCUAAAAUGGAAUCAAAACUGCUUUAUAUUCGUAAUCCUGAUACAUCUAAUACCAAAACUUGUACUUGUUAAUAUUUAUAACCUGUGACAGUUAGCUUCAGUGGAAAGAGCAACUUAACAGAAUUCGUUUUAAAUUUACUAGUGUCGCAUAUUUGUUUACAGUUUUUAAACUAAAUGUUGUGGGUAAAAGUCGUCUUAGAACAAACGUUCUGACAGAUCAUCCAUGCUAGCUCUCUUUGUUUUACAUCUGCGAUAUUUGGAUUAUGUCUGAUAGAUGAAAUAACCUCAACUAUUUUGAAACCUGUUGCCGAAGACAUUUUCCUAUUAAAAUUAUACAAUUUACAUUUCCCUAUCAAGUGAUAUAAUUAUUUGUUUUGUUGGUAGAAUUAUCUUUCUUUAUAAAUUUGGUUUUAUUUAUGAACGUAUGUAUUUACAUACCUAACUGUAAAAUUUGAUAUACGAGUAAUUAGUAUUACAUAAAAUCAACAUAAACUAAUGUAAAAUCUGCAGAAUAAAAUACAUUUGGCACAAUGCAA